AUGAUCCCGCAGUACUCCGGCCGCAACCGUGGGCCCUCUAAGGGUGGGCCCAGUGGUGUUCAGCGGUCGUAUGCUUCUCAGCUUAAGGAGACCGAGGCUCUCUUUAACAGCUACGAGCACCUGCAAGGACUGGAACGCGGAGAUGCAGCACUUACGAUGCUUCGCAAGGUAGCAUCGCUGGUCAAACCGAUCAUGCGGAAGCGUGGGUGGAAAGUUCAAAUCUUGGCCGAGUUUCUCCCAUCAGAGCAGAACCUGCUGGGUUUGAAUAUCAAUAAGGGCUACAAGAUUUGCAUUCGGCUACGAUAUCAUAACAACCCGGAUCUGUUCCUUCCGCUCGAGCAAGUAGUUGACACAAUGCUUCACGAACUCUCCCAUAAUGUGUGGGGUGAGCAUGACAGCAAUUUCCACAAGCUAUGGGAUGAAUUACGAGACGAGCAUGAGACCUUACUUCGUAAAGGCUACACUGGAGAAGGUUUCCUAUCUGAAGGCCACAGGCUCGGUGGUGACAGGUACAACGCGCCGGCGCCACACGAUAUGCGCCGCCUGGCCCGCGCUAGCGCGGAAAAGCGACACGCACAAGGCCAGCUGAGCAGAGGUUCCGGGCAGCGGCUGGGAGGCACGCCACUGCAUCUGCAUGGCGGUGAUGCGGAAGAGGACGAUGCAAAUGAUCGAGCGAUCGCGCAAGCGCUGUAUGAGUUGUUGCAGCAGGAGGAAGAACGGAAGAUUCAGAAUGGCACCUUUUCCAAAGUUCCUGGAGAUGGUGGUCUGGCCUGGAGCCCGUCAACCGGCCUCUACGAUCCACGUCUGAGUGAAGACUCGUCUCAAGGACGCAAGGUGCCUGACGAAGAUGAGCAACUGAAGUGGGCAUUGCAGGACAGUAUGUCGCAUCCAGAGAGUUCGUUGUCAAGGUGGUCUCCCGUCUCGCCUUUGACACCACCACCAAACGCUCAAGGCCAAGAUCGUGCGAUGUCCGCGCCACCAGUGCCGAAUAACACCAAGCCCAUCGUCAAUAGUGUGACGCAGACUGCAACAAACAACGUAAUUGCCUCUCGUCCUACCGAGGUUGCCGAUGCACGGCCGGAGGCAGCUAGAGUGCCGCCACCGUCAAGAACAUCGACCACUCAAUCAGCAGUCCACGUCGACCUCUCCGAGCCUUUCGACCCAGACCUAUGGACCUGCAAUAUUUGCACCUGCAUCAACCCUAUGCAGUACCUAGCCUGUGAUGCUUGCGGAACCGAACGACCGCAAGCGACGCCAGCGUCACGUCCAGCGGCGGUGGCCAGGUCGCGUACUGUCGGAAGCAGGCAGCCGGCGGCUAUCUCAGCGACACUAUCGCUUCCGCACCCGAUACAGCGUCUCGGGUGGAACUGUGAGCGCUGUGGUGCGUUCAUGGAGCACCGAUGGUGGACUUGCAGCGCGUGUGGUUUGAUGAAGAGCGCGUCGUAAGUGCAAGCAUUAGGCGAAUGCACUUGCCCUUCGCUGGCAAGGUGACUAUGAAUAGCGUAGCAUUCAUUGCAAGCGGUGAUCUUCAGCGCAUCAUUCGCAGGCAGCCCGACGGUCUAGGUAUCGUUCAGAGAAGAUUGCGCGU
Molecule: messenger RNA, 1588 nt
Organism: Baudoinia panamericana UAMH 10762
Lineage: Eukaryota; Fungi; Ascomycota; Dothideomycetes; Mycosphaerellales; Teratosphaeriaceae
Exons: 2
Coding region: 1-1446 (481 amino acids)
Source: RefSeq, a predicted model, not a curated record